AGAUGGGACAAUCCAGCCAAAGUACCCCACAUCCAAGUGGUGGAGCUGGGAUUUACAGGUGGCUAUAAGGCUUUAAAAACCAGUCCAGACCAAUAAGGAAAUAUGUCAGGGAUGGGUGUGAGGUCACUUGGGAGAACUUUGGGGUAAAAUAUUCAAAAGCAAAUGUCACCAGGGUGCUGCUGGGCUGUGCCUUGCAGGGGGACAACGUGGAUGUAGGAGAAAUGAGUAAUACCUGAUCAUGCUGGACAGAAAAGCACCCAGAAAACCUCUGGGCCUGUGGGGCUGUGUGCACCAAGAACGAAGCUGGAGGAAAUGACAAAGAAAGGAAGGAGAAAGCAGGGCCGGUUUCGGGAAGCCGGGCCCCCAGCCAAGCCCCAAGCCGCGUUUGAUCGGCAGCGUUGCAAACUCAGCGAGCGCCGUCAGCAGGGAGAGGGGUCGGGCAAAACCACCGGGACCCCGGGGCCUCCCGUGUCACUUCUGCUAUUUCCCAGCUCAAAUAGAGGGAUGCUGCGGGGGCCGGGGCUGCGGCCGGCAUGGCUGUGCGGGCGGCCCUGCUGCUGGGGGUGCUGCUGCUGUCCCAUCAUCCCGGGGACACAGCAAUCCUGGAAGCCAACGGCAACCUGAGCUGCCGCUGCCUCAAGAGCACCCGAGCCUUCAUCCCCCCGGAGAAGUACAGCAGCGUCGAGGUGUGGCCCGUGGGGAGCAGCUGCCGGCGCCUCGAGGUGGUGAUUAAGCUAAAGAGCCUGAAGAGAGUCUGCGUGGAUCCUGACACCCUUUGGGUGAAGAAACUCUUGCAGGACCUCUCUCACCUGAGGAAGAAAAAGGCUCCCCGCUGAGGAAGCUGCCACCAGAGGCACGGCCAGAUGUGCUGGGACCAAAACUGCCUCCCUUCCCCAUCCUGCUGUUGCCUUACCCCAGUCCAGACAGGAGCAUGCUGCUGCCUGAGCCCCUUUUUGUGCCUUUAAACGCUUGAAAAUGCCCAUCCCUGCUUCCAGCCUCUCCCAUCCCUUCCAGCCCCUCCCAUGCACUGUGUGUCCCUUUUGGGCACGACCCAGCAGGCCCAAUAAAGGUGGCAGCCCUCUGUCACUGUCCCUUGCUUCCCUUCAUAUGGCAUGCCAGGGGCUUGGAGUGGGAGGCAUGGGGAGCAGCAGCCUUUGGCCAAAAGCAC
Messenger RNA from Prinia subflava (tawny-flanked prinia), 1168 nucleotides. Its product is annotated as alveolar macrophage chemotactic factor-like. Bases 534 to 836 code for a protein of 100 amino acids. Gene Ontology annotation, cellular component: extracellular region. Gene Ontology annotation, molecular function: chemokine activity. The transcript is spliced from 4 exons. The record is from RefSeq and is a predicted model, not a curated record. Lineage: Eukaryota; Metazoa; Chordata; Aves; Passeriformes; Cisticolidae. Gene Ontology annotation, biological process: chemotaxis; defense response; immune response.